UGCCAAUUUAUUAUCAGGAGCAAUCUAUACAUAAACUACAUACCUGCAUAGAAGCUUGUGGUUGAAGUUUGGGAGCAACAUCUGUUUAUUAGCGCAGUGUUUUGGGUGUCAGCAAUAACCAGAGCUAAAUCAUGGCUUUUCGAAAGGCAAUGAAAGGAACUAUCCUUAUUGGAGGAGGUGCUGUAGCAACUGUUUUUGCCCUCUCGCAACUUUCUCAGUAUAGAAAAAACCAUGGUCAUCUUGCAUCUGUGGAAGCUUCAGAAUGUAGAUGUUUACCAGUGCUAAAUUCCCUUCCAACUAGAGAGAGUCAUCUCAAGGCUUUGAGGGAAGUCCAUGAAUAUGAUGUUCUUAUCAUAGGUGGAGGUGCCACAGGAAGUGGUUGUGCCUUAGACGCUGUUACAAGAGGCCUGAGGACAGCCCUUGUAGAAAGGGAUGAUUUCUCAUCCGGGACUAGCAGCAGAAGUACUAAAUUGAUCCAUGGUGGAGUGAGAUAUCUACAGAAGGCCAUCAUGAACUUGGAUUUUGAGCAGUAUAGAAUGGUGAAAGAAGCUCUCCAUGAACGUGCCAACUUGCUUGAAAUUGCACCUCAUUUAUCUGCUCCUCUACCUAUAAUGCUUCCAAUUUACAAGUGGUGGCAGCUGCCCUAUUACUGGGCGGGAAUUAAGUUGUAUGACCUAGUAGCAGGAAGCCAUUGCCUGAAAAGCAGCUAUGUGCUUAGCAAAUCAAGAGCCCUGGAACUUUUUCCUAUGUUGCAGAAGGACAGACUUGUGGGUGCCAUAGUCUACUAUGAUGGACAACACAAUGAUGCACGAAUGAACCUUGCCAUCGCCCUCACCGCUGCCAGGUAUGGGGCUGCCACAGCCAAUUACACUGAAGUGGUGCACUUGCUGAAGAAGAUGGACCCAGAGAGCGGGAAGAGCCAGGUUUGCGGAGCAAGGUGCAGGGACGUUCUAACAGGGCAGGAAUUUGAUGUCAAAGCCAAAUGUGUUAUCAAUGCUACAGGACCUUUCACAGAUUCUGUGCGGAAAAUGGAUGAGCAGGAAGUACCAAACAUCUGUCAGCCAAGUGCAGGAGUUCAUAUUGUGAUGCCCGGCUAUUACAGCCCUGAUAAUAUGGGACUUCUUGACCCAUCCACUAGUGAUGGACGAGUGAUUUUCUUCUUGCCAUGGCAAAAGAUGACUAUUGCUGGUACUACAGAUACUGCAACUGAAGUUACCCAUCAUCCAAUACCUACAGAAGAAGAUAUCAACUUCAUUUUGACAGAAGUGCGCAACUACCUUAGCUGUGAUGUUGAAGUGAGGAGAGGAGACGUUCUGGCAGCAUGGAGUGGGAUUCGUCCCCUUGUGACGGAUCCCAAUUCUAAAGACACCCAGUCCAUAUCUCGGAAUCACGUGGUACACAUUAGUGACAGCGGCCUUGUGACUAUUGCAGGUGGGAAGUGGACAACCUAUCGCUCAAUGGCCCAGGAUACCAUUGAUGCUGCAGUAAAAGCUCAUAAUCUUCAGGCCGAUCCCUGUAAAACUGUAGGACUGCUCCUGCAGGGCGCAGAGGGCUGGAGCCCUACCCUUUAUAUCCGACUGGUUCAAGAUUACGGACUUGAAAAUGAGGUGGCUCAACAUCUUGCAAAUACAUUUGGGGACAAGGCUUUUGAAGUGGCAAAACUAGCCCAGGUAACUGGGAAGAGGUGGCCUAUCGUUGGGAAACGUCUUGUCUCAGAGUUUCCAUAUAUUGAGUCAGAGAUUGAGUAUGCCAUCAGUGAAUAUGCUUGCACUGCAGUGGACAUAAUUGCUCGUCGCACCCGUUUGGCUUUUCUGAAUGUCCAGGCUGCUGAUGAAGCCUUACCAAGAAUCAUUGAGAUAAUGGGGAAGAAACUGAGAUGGAGUGAACAGAAGAAGAAGGAAGAACUUGCAGAGGCAAAAAAGUUCCUGUACUACGAAAUGGGCUACAAGGCACGGUCAGAGCAACUGACAGAUCGGAGUGAAAUCACUUUAUCCCCAGGAGAUAUUGAGAGAUAUAAAAAAAGAUUCUACAUGUUUGAUAAAGAAGGCAAAGGUUUUAUUACAAUAUUGGAUGUGCAACGUGUGCUAGAGAGCAUCAACCUUCAAAUUAAUGAAAGUGCACUCCAUGAGAUUUUGAAUGAAGUGGAUUUGAACAAAAAUGGGCAGGUUGAACUCAACGAGUUUUUGCAGCUCAUGACUGCUAUUCAGAAAGGAUAUGUAUCUGGAAGUCGGCUGGCUGUACUUAUGAAAGCAGCUGAAGAGAACAUUCAUCAGCGGGAAGUGAUUUCUGUGGACCGGAGUUGUGGUGGACUGUGAGUUUGGGGGCACUUACAGCUGCAAGAAGGUGUGCCCUGUGGUUGUUUCUCUCAAUGCUGAAAAACAUUCCACUGCUUUCAGACGUCUCUGCUUCCCCUCCUCACUCUGAGCAACUGUGCAGAAAGUCACAUUGUACAGUUCUUUUUAUGUUUCUGUGAAGAGUCUACUUGACCAGUGGCCUGUUGAAUUGGCUUUCUCUAGAAUCCAUGGCAGUUAAGACCCUGAAAAGGAGAAAUAAUCUAGCCUUCUCUUUUUCUGGGCUAAUCUGGGGAGAUGUACAUUCUGAGGGGCAGGGGAUCCAUGUGGCAACCAGACAUGGAUGUGAGUUUCUUUUUGCCAUUUAUACAAAAGCAAGAAUAAUGUCUCUUCUACAUUAAUAGGGUCCUCCCCCCAUUCUCUUUCUGCCUUUUGAUGCAUAAAACAGGCAAAAGUGGACGAUGCCAGCAUGCCUUUAGUGUCUUGAAAAUUUACUUUUUUGUUAAAUCUCCAGAUACUUUUCUUUUCUCCCCACCCCUUCAGAGAAGUACGUUGUGCUAAAUAUUCAUCGCUUGCCUAGAACUUUGGUGCAAACAUUUUUUAUAAUGGCCACAGUCUAUUAGAAAGCGCAUGCCAUAAAAAUGAGUGAUUUAUUAUGGAAGAGAGCGCUUGCAUUUAGAAUUUUGUAGACUGUAUCCCAAAAUAGAAGUGAAUGUCCAGCUUAGGAACUGCAGUGAUACAGUUGUAUUUUAAUAAGAGGAUAUGCAGGGCCCAAUUCUUCUAAAACGUCCUAAACCCAAAUAGCCAGCGUAAAAUAGAAAUACACAUAUCAAAUGUGCUUGUUUGUUUACCAUAGAAAGAAAUUCCCACUCCUUCUGAUGUAUACCUUGAAUACAAAAAAAAAAAAAGCUAUACCUUAUAUCGUGUAGGUGGUUUUGCUUUGUUCUGAAAUUUCCAUAGAAACUUUAAGAAAAGGUUUCUGAAAUCUGACUUCAUCUGUGAUAGGUGCCCCAUAGCUCCUCUGAAAAGCAUAGUGAAGAAAUAUUGGGCAAGAUUUCAUUACCUUCUUGCUAGGGUUGCCAGCUCAGUUUUAGGCUUUUU
Molecule: messenger RNA, 3392 nt
Organism: Candoia aspera
Lineage: Eukaryota; Metazoa; Chordata; Lepidosauria; Squamata; Candoiidae
Gene: GPD2
Product: glycerol-3-phosphate dehydrogenase 2
Exons: 17
Coding region: 132-2315 (727 amino acids)
Biological process (GO): glycerol-3-phosphate metabolic process
Cellular component (GO): mitochondrion; glycerol-3-phosphate dehydrogenase (FAD) complex
Molecular function (GO): calcium ion binding; glycerol-3-phosphate dehydrogenase (quinone) activity
Source: RefSeq, a predicted model, not a curated record